AUGAUGCAGGACGUGUCUAGUUCGCCAGCCUCGCCGGCCGACGACAGUCUGAGCAACAGCGAGGAGGAGCCUGACCGGCAGCAGCAGCCGAGCGGCAAGCGCGGGGGGCGCAAGCGGCGCAGCAGUCGGCGCAGCGCGGGCGGCGGCGAGCUGCAAACGCAGCGGGUCAUGGCCAACGUGCGGGAGCGCCAGCGCACUCAGUCUUUAAACGAGGCAUUCGCCGCACUGCGGAAGAUUAUCCCUACACUGCCCUCGGACAAGCUGAGCAAGAUCCAGACCCUCAAGCUGGCAGCCAGGUACAUCGACUUCCUCUACCAGGUCCUCCAGAGCGACGAGCUGGACUCCAAGAUGGCAAGCUGCAGCUAUGUGGCCCAUGAGCGGCUCAGCUACGCCUUCUCAGUCUGGAGGAUGGAGGGGGCCUGGUCCAUGUCUGCGUCCCACUAG
Molecule: messenger RNA, 444 nt
Organism: Chrysochloris asiatica (Cape golden mole)
Lineage: Eukaryota; Metazoa; Chordata; Mammalia; Afrosoricida; Chrysochloridae
Gene: TWIST1
Product: twist family bHLH transcription factor 1
Exons: 2
Coding region: 1-444 (147 amino acids)
Biological process (GO): regulation of transcription by RNA polymerase II; developmental process
Molecular function (GO): protein dimerization activity; RNA polymerase II transcription regulatory region sequence-specific DNA binding; DNA-binding transcription factor activity, RNA polymerase II-specific
Source: RefSeq, a predicted model, not a curated record